UUGAGCAGAUUAUAACUUACAGUUAGUUCACAAUAACAAAUUUUAUUCACAAGUUGAUGGGUAACGGGGUUUAUUUAAAAGCAAGAUCAACACAAAAUCCAAUCAUUCAGUAUUUUGACUACCGCCAAGAUCGUUGUUCUGAAAUUUUUAAAAAUUUCCAAUUUUGUUUGUUUCAAAAAAUAAAAAAAAAAUAAUAUCAAAAUGCCAACUGCAGUACCCCAAUCAAUAAACUUCUAUAAAGGAAAAUUUCAACUUAAGGAAGAAAUUGAAAAGUUGAAUUUAAAAAAUGUAGACGAAGCUCUUAACAUUUGUGAUUUGACCACCGUUGUGAGUAAAUUUUACACCUGGAAGAAACACAUGCCAAAUGUUACACCUUAUUAUGCUGUUAAAUGUAACGAUGAUCCCUAUAUCAUAAAAACACUUGCUGACUUGGGAGCAAGCUUUGAUUGUGCAUCGAAAAAUGAAAUUAAGUUAGUUCUGGGACUUGGAGUCAGUCCAGAUCGUAUAAUUUUUGCAAAUCCAAUGAAAGCAACUUCUCACAUUGAAUAUAUGAAAGCCAAGAACGUCACUGACAGCACUGUGGACAAUGAAUUCGAGUUGUAUAAGAUUUAUAAAAGCUUUGGAGACUCCAAUGUUGUUCUUCGAUUUCUUUCCGAAGCUGAAAACGCAUUAUGUCCACUUGGUGAUAAGUUCGGAUGUGAUGCCGUUGAAGAUGCAGCAGCAGUGUUACUUUUAGCUGAAAGUUUGAACAUGAAUGUUACAGGUGUGAGUUUCCAUGUUGGAUCCGGUUGUAGCGACUAUCCAGCAUACGAAAGGGCAAUUUGUACAGGUUCGCAAUUAUUCAAAUUCGGCAGACUAAUCGGACAUUAUAUGAAAUUACUUGAUAUUGGUGGUGGAUUCCCCGGAGAUAACGACGAUAUGUUUUCGAAUAUUGCUAAGGUAGUCAACAACUCAGUUGACAAAUAUUUUAAAGGCAUUGAUGUGCGUGUGAUUGGAGAGCCUGGCCGAUACUUUGUAGCAGCAGCAUAUACCCUUGUAUGUAAAAUUUAUUCAAAACGUGAAAUUAGGCAAAAAGACGGCAAGCUUGAAAAGGUUAUGUACUUUAUCAAUGAUGGAGCUUAUGGAACAUUUAAUUGUUUAUUGUAUGAUCACAUUACAAUAAAAGUUAUUCAUUUCGAGAAUGAUGGAACGGAAACUUUUAAGAGUCUAAUUUGGGGUCCAACUUGUGAUGCUCUUGAUAAGAUAUGUGAUAAUUUAUAUCUUCCAAAUUUGAGGGAAGGAGAUUUUAUUGCUUUCCCAAAUAUGGGUGCUUAUACUGUGCCAACUGCUAGUCCUUUUAAUGGAUUUAGUGUUCCUAAGACUCGAUAUUUUUUAAGAAGUGAUUUUUUAUAGAUUUCGCACUGUACUUAAUGUACAGUGAAAAUAUUUUUAAUAAAAUAUAUGAAAAAAGUA
Messenger RNA from Episyrphus balteatus (marmalade hoverfly), 1452 nucleotides. Its product is annotated as ornithine decarboxylase 1-like. The record is from RefSeq and is a predicted model, not a curated record. Lineage: Eukaryota; Metazoa; Arthropoda; Insecta; Diptera; Syrphidae. Gene Ontology annotation, molecular function: ornithine decarboxylase activity. Bases 202 to 1392 code for a protein of 396 amino acids. Gene Ontology annotation, cellular component: cytoplasm. The transcript has 7 exons.